This is a messenger RNA of Anopheles merus, 1297 nucleotides long. RefSeq names its product CLIP domain-containing serine protease 2-like. The record is from RefSeq and is a predicted model, not a curated record. The transcript is spliced from 5 exons. Bases 82 to 1149 code for a protein of 355 amino acids. Gene Ontology annotation, molecular function: serine-type endopeptidase activity. Gene Ontology annotation, biological process: proteolysis. Lineage: Eukaryota; Metazoa; Arthropoda; Insecta; Diptera; Culicidae.
CCAGUGGCAGGUGAAGCGGAUUAAGCAACGUAAACAUUUCAAACUACCGUGGCAAACUGUUUGAGCGCUGCCGUUUAAGCGAUGCAUUCAACCAAGGCCAUCCUGACGGCGCUGUUCGUCGCCUGCUGCCACCAAGUCACCGGGCAGUUCAACGAGUGUCCUGGCGAUGAAAUGUGCAUAAGUAUAGGCGAGUGUGAGCGAUUUCUUCCCCACUACAACCAACCGGCCAAGUGGUCGCCCAGCUUAAGGGACGAGUUUCGAAGGCGGGUCUGUCAGCGGGAAAAAAUGAACGGUGUGAAUGUCUACAAAGUAUGCUGCGAGCCACCCGCGCCAACAACAGAAGGUGAGCGCAAGCGAGGGCUAGAACUGCUCGAUCUAGAGAACUGUGGAGCGUACACGGACGAUAAGAUAUCGUUCGGACAGGAUGCGAAACUGUUCCAGUUUCCCUGGAUGGCACUGCUGAAAUCGAAAGCCGGUAGCUUCUUCUGUGGCGGUACGCUGAUCAAUGAGCGCUACGUACUGACUGCAGCUCACUGUCUCGUGAACAACGAUGUGGCAUCCGUCCGGCUCGGUGAGUACGAUCUGAACAGCACGAUCGACUGCAACAAGCACGGUGACUGUGCGCCGGCUCCGCAAGACAUCCCGGUGGAGCGUGCCAUCAGCCACGAGGACUACAGCGCCCGGUACAAACAGCACGACAUUGGCUUGAUUCGGCUGGCCCGCCGAGCAUCACUGAAUGACAAUGUUCUUCCCAUCUGCCUACCGGUGACGCCGGCGUUCCUCACCAAGCAGACCAUCUUCUUCGUGGUUGGCUGGGGUCAAACACAGAACGCACUGUUCGCAAACAAGCUCCAGUUUACGAAGCUCGACCUGAUGGCCAACGACGAGUGUCUGAAGCAGCUACGGCCAAAGGAUAGGUUUGUGCGCAUCUCCGACAGCCAGCUGUGCGCGAUCGGCUCCAAUCUGUCCGACAACUGCUCGGGGGAUUCGGGCGGACCGCUCAAAUCGAUCAGCAUUCAAAACUCGCGCUACGUCCAGUACGGUGUGGUGUCGUUCGGGUUGCGCACGUGCGGCAAGCAGAGUGCGCCGGGCGUGUACACGCGGGUCGAGCACUAUGUCGAUUGGAUUUUGGAGCAGUUGGAGGAUUAACCGUACAGUAUUAACAACCCGCCUUAGCUUAAAGUGUCGAAAAAGCAUGCGAAAUGCUAUGCACAUACACAAACCCAUGCACUGAGUUAAUAAAAAAAAACAGCGAAAAUAUGUAGAAUAAUGUUAAGCACAGUUUUUAGUGAUAAAU